CUGAGACCGUCGGCUAGCCUCGGGCAUACAUGACGUCCUUGCUGCUGCUGCUGCCUGUCGCCUCUACCAGACCGACCGACUCGCUCAGCGGUUGGCUGCACGGCACUCACUUCCGUCAGGACGCCCUCACGAUCGAGAUCUUUGCGCGUGACGAAGCGGUGCUGUCGGUGCCGCCGCCUGCUGCACCGCCUGCUGCAAGCACGAGCAACGAGGCCGAGGCCGUUGAGCGCGGCAUCCCUUGGCCGUGGGGAGGCGGCUCGAGCGGGCCCGCGGCGCCUCCACCGCCUCCCUCGCCGCCGUGGGCCGUGUCGGUCUCCAUCCACGGCCUCGACUGCCACGGCAUCUCUGUCGAGGGCCUCUCCUCCUCGGUGUCGGACACCACGCCGCCCACCCUCUCGCUCUCGCUCGGCAGCGCCGGCUUCAGCUGCUUUGUCGAGCGGCUGGACGUGCAGCACGGCGGCGCCGGCGCCGGCGCCGCCGGCCCAGUCGUGCCGAUCCGGCUCAGCGACCACACAGUCUCCAUCCUCGGGCAGCUGACGGCGCUCACUCCGCUCUCGAGGGUCGGCAUCUCCGGCGCGGGCGUCUCCGCCGACUUUGCGGUGACGCUGACUCCCACCGGUGCGAGCGGCUUGCCCGCCGCCCUCCGGCUCGACCGCUCGAGCGUCUCGAUCCCGACGGGAGGGCUCGCGGUCGACGUCGAGAGCACGGGAGGCCUCGGCGACGUCAUGCUCGAGGGCGUCGCCUCGCUCGUCAGCGGCCUCCUCUCGACGCUCAUCGCCUCGCGGGUCACGGCCGAGCUCGAGCUCGCCGUCGCCCUCGACAUCAACCCCGCCCUCGCCGCCCUCGAGCACGAGGCGCCCGAGCUGCCUCCGCCGUCUCGAGCGGCGAAGCGCGGGUCGCAGAGCGGAAGCGGUUGCCGUAGGCGGCAGAGCCUCGUGCUGCUGCGGGCCGGCGCCCCGGUCGGCGACGGCGACGGCGUGCUUGAGGCCGCAAUCUCCGGCACGGUGCGCGACGUCUUCUCGUUUGCGGUCCGCUCGGCGGACCGUGGCGCCGUCUCCCGUUCGGUGGAGCAGCUCUCGAGUCGGCUGCUGCGGCACGAGAUCGGCCGCCUGCUCGGCGAGCUCAACGGCACGGAGUGCGCCGACGCGCCGCUGCCCGACCCGCCGCCCGGCGGCGCGGCCGCCUCCGCGGCGGCUCCCUCCCUAGCAGGUGGAGGGUGUGCGGGCGAGGCAGCGGCGGAGGCGCUGAGGGAGGCGGGCGAGGCGGAGGGGGCUUUCCCCGAGGCGCGAGCGAAGCAGCGCCGCAAGUGGGCCACCCUCGCCAACCGGGUGGUGCGCGCAGCGGGGCUCGAGGGGCUGGACUUGCCGGGAGAGGUCGCCGCCGUCACCGUGGUUGCGCCGCUGGCGAAGCCGACGCCAGUCGGCAUUGGCGUGGGCGACGUGAGCUUGAGCGGCCUCGACACGGCCGAGGAGUUGGGGCUGACCGUCGCUGAGUGCGGUGAGGGCGGCGGCGGCGGCGACAACGCCGGCGGCGGCGCGACUGUUGCCGGUGAGCGCGGGAGCUUCGCCGCAGCGAGGCCGUUCGAGCUCGGGAUGACGCUCCGCGUCUCUCUCCUCGGCGCGACGCUGCGUUGGCGCGCGAACUUCACUGCGAGCGCCCUCUCCGCGGCCGCAGCAGAGGCCGUCGCCUUCUCCGCGAGACAGCUGGAGAGGCUUUCGCUAGCCGACUUGGCGUCGCCGUGCGCGCUGUCUCCUCUCCACGGGCUGCGGCUUGACGCCCUCGGCGCAAGCGCGGAGACCUUCCAGCUUUCAUUGACGCCUCUCCCCGACGGUGGCGCCGACGGCGGCGUGGGCGGCGGCGCCACUUCGACGCUCUCCACAGCCUUCCUCGGGCAGUUGCUGGGCGCCGUUAAGCCCGGCACGGUCGAGGCGGUGAACGAGGCGGCGAGCGGGCUGCUCGGCAGCGCGCACCGUGCGUGCGCCAGCGGCGACUGGCCGCCGUCUCCCCCGGAGUCGCAGGAGGAGGGGAUGCCGGAGCUGGCGGUGCUGUGUGGCAUCUACGGCACCGCCCUGGCGAUCAUCGGGCUUGUCGUGUGCGUGCACGUCUGUGGCUCGCCGCGCAGCGCGCUCCCGAUCGGCGACGAGGAGAGCGCGGCGGAGGACGCAGCCAUCGUCGACUACUACCCGCUCUGGUACGGCCGGCUGCUGAGCGGGCUGCUGCUGCUCAACAUCGGCCUCUUCCUGCUCGCGAACUCGCCCCUCGUCGUGGGGGCUCUGGUGCGGGCGAACGUCUCCGUCGCCGGCGCGCCGCUGCCGCCGCUCAACUCGUUCCAGUUCACGCUCGCCGAGUCGGUGAUCCGGUUCUGGCGGACGGGCGGGAUGGGGUUCCUCCUCUCGUCGCUCAUCGCCGUCUACUCGGGCGUCUGGCCGUACGUCAAGCUCUCGCUCACCCUCUUCUGCCUCUGGGCGCCGCCGCGCGUGCUGCCCGAGCGGCGGCGCAACGCGAUGCUAGGCGUCUUCGAGGCGAUGGGCAAGUGGUCGCUGAUCGACUCGCUGAUGAUAUUUAUUUUGAUGGCGGCCAUGAAGAUGGACUUUGACAUCCCUCCCGCCGACGGCGCCGCCAACGCGACUGCCGCCGCGCACGCUGCGGGCGCCGCCCCGCCGGUCGCCUCGGUGUCGGUGGAGGUGAUGCCGACGGGAGGCAUCACCCUCUUCACGCUCGGAGUCGUCCUCUCCCUCGUCCUGACCGCUGCAGUCGUGCACAUGCACAAGACGCUCCGCCUGCCCCACCACCACCCCUGCGAGGCCACCGAGCCAGGCGCGAGCGGCGGGCCGCGCUGCGAGGGCGAUGAGUUCCUCGUAAGAGCGCGCCACGCUCUCGCCGUCGGCGUUGGCGAGGCAGACGGCGACGCCGCUGAUAACGAGCGCCUAAAGUAUGCGUCGGCGGCUCUUCCGCUGGGCCACCGAUCAAGCCUGUCGCGCGUCCUGUGCACCGUCGCGGCGAGGUCUCGCGGCGCGACUGCGUCGCCGUGUAGCGGGGAGGCAAGGAGGAGGUUGAUGACGAGGGAGAAAGAGCCAAAGGGCGCGAGGAGGGACUGGGCGGCGAAGGAGUAG
Emiliania huxleyi CCMP1516 is the source of this 3113-nucleotide messenger RNA. RefSeq lists its product as hypothetical. The record is from RefSeq and is a predicted model, not a curated record. The transcript has 6 exons. Bases 30 to 3113 code for a protein of 1027 amino acids. Lineage: Eukaryota; Haptophyta; Isochrysidales; Noelaerhabdaceae.